UCCACCACUCCUCCAGGACUUCCACCAUAAGGAAAGGAGCCCCUGGACCAACAUCCUCUAAGAUGUUUAUAUGGACCAGUGGCCGGACCUCUUCAUCUUACAGACAUGAUGAGAAAAGAAAUAUUUACCAAAAAAUCAGGGACCAUGACCUCCUGGACAAAAGGAAAACUGUCACAGCACUGAAGGCAGGAGAGGACCGGGCCAUUCUCCUGGGACUGGCCAUGAUGGUCUGCUCCAUCAUGAUGUACUUUCUGCUGGGAAUCACACUCCUGCGCUCAUACAUGCAGAGCGUGUGGACCGAGGAGUCUCAAUGCACCUUGGUGAAUGCGUCCAUCACAGAAACAUUUAAUUGCUCCUUCAGCUGUGGUCCGGACUGCUGGAAACUCUCUCAGUACCCCUGCCUCCAGGUAUACGUUAACCUGACUUCUUCCGGUGAAAAGCUCCUUCUCUACCACACUGAAGAGACCAUGAAAAUCAAUCAGAAGUGCUCCUAUAUACCUAAGUGUGGAAAAAGUUUUGAAGAAUCCAUGUCCCUGGUGAAUGUCGUCAUGGAAAACUUCAGGAAGUAUCAACACUUCUCCUGCUAUUCUGACCCAGAAGGAAACCAGAAGAGUGUCAUCCUAACCAAACUCUACAGUUCCAACGUGCUGUUCCAUUCACUGUUCUGGCCAACUUGCAUGAUGGCUGGGGGCGUGGUGAUCGUUGCCAUGGUGAAACUCACACAGUACCUCUCCCUGCUCUGUGAGAGGAUCCAACGGAUCAAUAGAUAA
Neomonachus schauinslandi (Hawaiian monk seal) is the source of this 770-nucleotide messenger RNA. RefSeq names its product potassium calcium-activated channel subfamily M regulatory beta subunit 2 (gene KCNMB2). Gene Ontology annotation, biological process: detection of calcium ion; potassium ion transport. The transcript has 4 exons. The coding region runs from base 63 to 770 and encodes 235 amino acids. Gene Ontology annotation, molecular function: potassium channel regulator activity; calcium-activated potassium channel activity. The record is from RefSeq and is a predicted model, not a curated record. Gene Ontology annotation, cellular component: membrane; voltage-gated potassium channel complex. NCBI's taxonomy places the organism in Eukaryota, Metazoa, Chordata, Mammalia, Carnivora, Phocidae.